AUGACACCGUAUCUUUCCCUGGAAUUGGUCUUUAGAACAUCUUUUACGUUUUCCACUUUACACCCCGAACCAACGACCUAUCUCAUCCAGCUCAAGAGCCUAAUCGAUCUACCGUCUAUUAUGGCUACCGAAAAACCCCUAUCCCAUAACGAUUACACUGUCGGGUGGAUAUGUGCCCUACCACUGGAGAUGGCAGCCGCGCAAGUGCUCCUAGAUGAAAUCCAUGAAGACUUGCCCGUGCAGCCGAAUGACCAUAAUGCCUAUACUCUUGGAAGCAUUGGGAAGCACAAUGUUGUGAUUGCAUGUUUGCCUUACGGUCAAUAUGGCAUUGCAUCUGCUACCACGGUUGCCAUGCAGUUAUUAUCCAGCUUCCGCUCUAUUCGAUUUGGUCUGAUGGUCGGAAUUGCAGGAGGGGUACCAAAUGAAGAUGUGGAUAUCCGCCUGGGUGAUGUUGUGGUCAGCAAGCCAACGAAUACACAUGGGGGAGUGGUGCACUUCGAUUCUGGUAAAGCGCUGAGUGGUGGCGAGUUUCAGCGAACAGGCAUGCUCAGCCCUCCACCUCAGGUCCUCGUGACUGCUCUUGCCAAACUGCAAGCAAAUCAUAUUACGGGCCAAAAACUAUUUAUGGAUUUUCUUGGCAAGAUCGAACAGAAAGUACCCCAGUCUUCUGAUUUGAUCCGCCCAACCCAGGGGGAUCAUUUAUAUCUUGCCGAUUAUACUCAUGUCGAUACCGGUUCUAAGACUUGUUGUGACUGUGAUAUGACCAAAACCGUUCCCCGACCUUCGAGGGAUCCAAAUCAGUCUAUAGUCCACUAUGGCCUGAUUGCAUCUUCGAAUCAAGUGGUGAAAGACAGUCAACUGCGGGAUCAGCUAGGUCAUGAAUUAGGGGCUUAUUGCGUGGAGAUGGAAGCUGCAGGAAUCAUGAAUAAUUAUCCGUGUCUGGUCAUUCGUGGAAUCUGCGACUAUGCGGACUCGCAUAAGAAUAAAAAAUGGCAAGGAUAUGCCGCGGCAGUGGCAGCAGCAUACGCCAAAGAGCUUCUAUCGGUGACCCCAGUCCUCCAUAUUGAUCAAACACGAACUGUGCGAGACACUCUGUCCGAUCCUGACCUGUCGAGGGUGACAGUUCCUUUCCAGCCUGAUCCACCCGUUGUGAUUAAUCAGAGUGAGCUGGGUGGAAUUUAUCUAGGCACGAUCAGAGGCGAAGAGAUAAUCCCGAGGCUAAUCCAAGAUCUUACCUUUUGGAGGAGAGAGAUCAAUGCUCUUAUAAAGCAACUACUCUCAAUGCACCCGCAUUGGUGGGUAGAUCGACCAACGGAGACAGUGAAGACUAUGAAUGAUUUCUUCGCUCGCAACAGGCUCACAUUUAGAGUGAAUAGUUCUUUCAGGCCGACUGACCGUCCAGAGUACUCAGAACAUGAUCGUCAGUACCUCAACACCAUUUUUCAUCAUAACCUAGGUCGAUAA
Messenger RNA from Penicillium egyptiacum, 1464 nucleotides. The record is from the annotation of a GenBank genome assembly. NCBI's taxonomy places the organism in Eukaryota, Fungi, Ascomycota, Eurotiomycetes, Eurotiales, Aspergillaceae.